AACAAGGGGGUAUUUGUAACUUCUGCGACCUAUGACCCGACCCUUGCCGCGCGCAACUGGCUCUCGCAACCCAUCUCUAGUUCUCUCAUGUGAAGAUGCUUCUGUUUUGUCCCACUUGUGCAAACUUGCUGGUCGCAGAGGAGGGUGAAAAAUGUUACAGAUUCGGCUGUCAAACCUGUCCAUACAUAUACAACAUCACACAUAAGAUUUCCUUUAAGAAGUACCCAAAGCUGAAGGAGGUGGACGAUGUACUUGGAGGACCUGAGGCCUGGGCAAACGUAGACUCCACAGAAGAAAAGUGUCCAAAGUGCGAACAUCCCAGAGCCUACUUCAUGCAGAUUCAGACCAGAUCAGCAGACGAGCCAAUGACCACGUUUUACAAGUGCUGUAGCGCGGAAUGUGGCCAUAGAUGGAAAGACUAAUUUCUCACUGAAACUAUGUGUAUUCUUUGUUGCUGUUUGGGAGCCUGAAUAAGAAUGAGGUUGAUGAGCAUUUUGUCCAAUCAAAGUAAUACAGUUCUUUAUGUAAUCUUACAUGCAUUAUUAUCUUAUAAGGACUGAAAUGGUCAUUUUAGUUGUAAGGCUAUCCCAUCCCUUAUCCACUAGAGAGCUAUCUGUAUGGCAAAGCUGUUCAACAUAUUCUGUAUUCUUUGUUGCUGUUUGGAACCUGAUUAAGAAUGAGGCUGAUGAGUAUUUUGUCCAAUCGAAGUAAUACAGUUCUUUAAGUAAUGUUACAUGUAUUAAUAUAUAUCUUAUAAGGACUGAAAUAGAGUUAGGAAGUCAUUUUAGUUGUUAAGGCUAUCCCAUCCCUUAUCCACUAGAAAACUGCCUGUAUGACAAAGCUGUUGCAUGUAGCAUUUACAUAAUAAAGUACAUACCAGUAGUGUCUAACAUUG
Branchiostoma floridae (Florida lancelet) is the source of this 895-nucleotide messenger RNA. Its product is annotated as DNA-directed RNA polymerase III subunit RPC10-like. NCBI's taxonomy places the organism in Eukaryota, Metazoa, Chordata, Leptocardii, Amphioxiformes, Branchiostomatidae. The transcript is spliced from 3 exons. The record is from RefSeq and is a predicted model, not a curated record. Gene Ontology annotation, biological process: DNA-templated transcription; termination of RNA polymerase III transcription. Gene Ontology annotation, molecular function: nucleic acid binding; DNA-directed RNA polymerase activity; zinc ion binding. The coding region runs from base 96 to 422 and encodes 108 amino acids. Gene Ontology annotation, cellular component: RNA polymerase III complex.